Trichoderma breve is the source of this 2922-nucleotide messenger RNA. RefSeq names its product sir2 family domain-containing protein. The transcript has 3 exons. Gene Ontology annotation, molecular function: NAD+ binding. The coding region runs from base 1 to 2922 and encodes 973 amino acids. The record is from RefSeq and is a predicted model, not a curated record. Lineage: Eukaryota; Fungi; Ascomycota; Sordariomycetes; Hypocreales; Hypocreaceae.
AUGCCUACGCAGCACGUAGAACCCGAGACUCACGGCCUGCUGCAAGAGGUUGCCAACUCGCUGCUCAAGGCGCGAAAGGUGGUGGUUGUCACCGGCGCCGGCAUCAGCACCAACUCAGGCAUUCCGGACUUUCGCUCCGAGAAUGGGCUCUACUCACUCAUCCAGGCUCAAUUCGACGCUGCCAACCAGCCUACGCGAUCGACCGACCGAUUCAAGACCGACGGCGACGGCAACGGCAACGGAGACGGCGGAGAGGAGCCUCGCCCGACGAAACGUAGGAAGGUGUCGCGGGAGCCCUCUCCAGACCUGGACGAGGUUGAUCGGCAGCUAAAUGAGGACAUCAAGGCGCGCGCCGAGGCUGAGAUGCCGCCUGCGUCGAGUCAAGCCGCCGACACGCAGCAAGCCAUGGCCGCAUCAGAUCUAAACGCGUCGGAGAAUGGAUGCUCGAGCACUCCGCGUCCCAAGCCCGCGCUCCCCUCCACGCCCAAGCCGACGACGACAUCUCCUCUGUCUUCUCCCCCAAGAGAAGAGUUUAUGCUUCCUCUGCCAUUGGCAUCAUCGUCAUUGCGAGCCGAAGAUCGCGAACGCAUUGCGGGUGUCUCUCAGAACAUAGUCUCGUCUCCUCUAUCUUCACCGCCACCGGUGCUCUUUGAUCCAUUCCACCCAUCCUCUCCUUCAGACGAAAACAUGAGCCGCCGCAGCAGCACCACGCCGUCGGAAGUCGACGAGAUGCGAGACUUACCAAACGCCAUGCCGGCCUCACAGGCAUCAAAUCCCGGAAAGACGACCCUUCCCAACAUGAAGGGCAAGGACCUCUUUGACGCCUCGAUAUGGUCGGAUCCUACGAGAACUUCCGUCUUUUACCAGUUUGCAACGUCCCUACGACAAAAGGUCCGCGAGGCCGAACCUACCAGCUCACACAAGUUCAUCGGCCACCUCAGGGAUCGGGGCAAGCUGGUGCGGUGCUAUACGCAAAACAUUGACCAGAUUGAAGAAAAGGUUGGCCUGUCGACGUCUCUGCUAGCCGGGCCGGGCAGUCGAGGUCGCUUCUCGCGCAAGUCAACAGCAAACGCGGCACAGCUCAACAAGAUGGUGGAAGAAGUAUCAUCCAGCGGUGAAGGCGGAAACGCUGGCGAUGUUGACCAGCGGCAGACAUCAUCCCAGCCCAAUGGUAAGACGGAAGAGGAUGAAACUACUACUAGCAGUACUACUACACCGCCAAAUCAACAGCCCAAGCCGGCCCCGAGAAAGGAGGUGCCGCCGCUGCGGUCGGGUGUGGAGUGCGUCUUCUUGCAUGGCUCUCUGCAGCUUCUACGAUGCUUCCUCUGCGGGCAGGUUUGCUCUUGGGACGAUGACGACCGCGAGGUGGAGACGCUCUCUGGCCAACAGCCUGAAUGUCCUCACUGCGUUGGCGCGACGGAAGCGCGCCAGGAAAGGGGCAAACGAGCCCUGGGCGUGGGCAAGCUGCGUCCCGACAUUGUGCUGUACGGCGAAGAGCACCCAAACGCCCACCUUAUCAGCCCCAUCGUGACGCACGAUCUCGCCUUAUACCCGGACAUGCUCUUGAUCCUGGGGACUAGCCUCCGGGUCCACGGCCUCAAGGUCAUGGUCAGGGAGUUUGCAAAGACGGUGCACAGCAAGGGCGGCAAGGUUGUCUUUGUCAACUUCACCAAGCCACCAGAGAGCUCCUGGGGGGACAUUAUCGACUACUGGAUCCAGUGGGACUGCGACGCUUGGGUGGCCGAUCUCCAGGUGCGCAUACCAAAGCUCUGGCAAGAGCCGGAGCCGCCAAAGCCCAAGAAGAAGCGCGACUCAGGAGGAGGGGCCGCUGAAGAGGGCCGGGAAGAGAAGAAGAAGCCUCCUGCGCAGAAUCCUGUUGCGUUGCGAGACACCAAGGUGAAUGGUGCCUACUGCACAUUGAAAAUCCUCAAAGAGUUACGAAGGAUCACGGCCACUUCGCCUCCCCCGCCGUCGUCUCCUCCCUUCCCUAUCGUCCUUUCUCUUCCGCCUUCUCUAUCAGCUGCUCCGCCUCCGUUGGAACGCGUCUCGGCUGCUGUCGUCACGGAGGCCAGCCCCAACCCCGACCCCCCGACUCCCGCUGAAGUGACCCCCCGUGCCGCCGCCGUCAUGGAUUCUCCUACGCGGAUCAGCACGCCACGAGGCAAGGCUAAGCGGCCACGCAAGUCAGCCCCGGGAGCCCUGGAAAGGCCCAAGAGAACGCCGUCGACAUUGAAUCCGAACCACGGGCGCUCCAAGAAACCAGUGGAGGAGGUCAAAGAGCAAGAGCAAGAGGUUCCCUCGACGCCUAGCCAGCCGCCAGUCAGCACGGUGGAAGAGUUCAGCUCCAUCCUGCACUCAGUCAAGUCUAAUCCCCGCAUUCGCAAGAGAAAGAUGAUUGACGGAGAGGAGUUUGUAUUCCCCACGAUUGGAAAGAAGCGUGGCGCGGUGGAUAGCCUGUACAAGGGUGCUGAGGACGACAAGAAGCAACUGCCCCCUCUACGUCCCGUCCCCGAUCAAGCAGCCGCAGCGGCAUUGCUACCAGCCGAAGCCGAAGCCGAAGAUGCGACGGAGGAACCUCUUGCUUCAAUUUCGGUCAAUGUACGAGCCGCAACGACAUUUACGCGUCCAGAGGCAUUUUACAUCCAGGACCCGCUGGUGACACUGCUGGAAAAGGCGCCACAGUGGAAGGCGAUGGAGGUGAAUCACGGCGAGCUUCGACGCAACAAGCGCCGCAUUUCCAAGAGGUUUCUUCCGGUCCAGGUGCAAAUGGAGACCAAGGCCCAGGCCGAAGCUAAUGCCGCGCUUGCGCUGGCCGGCCUCAGGACGAAUAGUCACAUGGUGCCACAGGUUGCUCAUGCAGUACCCGGCAAUGGCUAUACAGAGCUGGCCAACUGGGCGGCCACUUGGAGCUGCAAGAAAUAG